AUGAAAGAAAAGAAGAUAGGAAUAUUAGCAGUUCAAGAAACUCACCUCUCCAAAGUCGACGAAACGAGCCUUAAUGAAACGUUCAACAAGAGGUUAAAAAUCAUAUCUUCAAUUGAUCCUGAACAUGGGAAUGCAAAAGGCGUAGCGAUAGUACUGAAUAAAGACUUGACGAGCAGCCAAGAAGCUACACACAAGGAAAUCAUCCCUGGAAGAGCCAUCUUAGUUCAGCUACCAUGGACCAAAGGCGAGAAAAUUACCAUCCUAGCAGUGUACGCCCCAAAUGAACCAUCAAAAAACGGAGCCUUCUGGGAAGAAAUCCAAACCAAUCUAACCGGCUUCCCUACCCCAGACAAAGAUGCACUCGAUAGGCUGCCGCCAAAACAGGACAACGAACAUGCUACAGUAGCCCUCAUGCACCUAAAACUGAGCUUAGACCUCAGAGACAGAUGGAGAGCAGAAAACCCAGACUUACUCGCAUAUACCUUUGCACAAUCAAACAGAAUCUAUAUAAGUGAAAACAUUCUGCCAUUCAGUAAAGAUUGGACUAUAGAACCAGCCGGAAUCGCAACUGGACCAUCAACUUACCUCAGCAAGAAUAUCAGACUAGGUAGAUGGACUCUGCCCCUCUUCAUCCUGAAGGACAAAGACGUCAAAGACCGAAUCAUAGACAUGGGAUGCACCAUGCAACUCGACAUCGAGAACUUGCUCUCUAACAGAUCAACCACCCAUAACCCGCAAACCAUCUUCAAAAACUUCAAAGACACAGCGAUAAAAUUCUGCAGAGACAAAGCCAGAACUUCGAUCCCUAAGAUUCAAAACCGCAUAAAAAGCCUUAAAUCUGACCUUAAAGCAUGCUUAAACGACCAGAGCAUCCCAGAAGAAGAACACUGUCUCAAAAGAAACGACAUGAGAACCGACGCGAUAACCUCGCAGUGA
This is a messenger RNA of Suillus fuscotomentosus, 936 nucleotides long. RefSeq lists its product as uncharacterized. Bases 1 to 936 code for a protein of 311 amino acids. The transcript is spliced from 5 exons. The record is from RefSeq and is a predicted model, not a curated record. Lineage: Eukaryota; Fungi; Basidiomycota; Agaricomycetes; Boletales; Suillaceae.